GGGGAUUUGGGGAUACGCGUGAGAGACGCGAGUCGGGGUUGGGGACGCUGGGGCUGACGCGGAGGCGGCGAGAGCGGCCCGGGCUGGGUUUGGGGACGCGAGGUACCGGGAGCGGUGACUGACACGGAUCAGGGGCGCCGACACUAAGCCGGGUCGGGCCUGCGGACGCCCCGCGAUCGGCACCCGCCGAGCCCCGGAGUAGCCGCGACCGCCACCCGGCCACCGACCCCUCGGGGGCACCCGCCGAGCCCUGAGGGACCUGCGAGCGGCACCCGCCGGGCCCAGGGCCGAGCGAGCGGCCGGAGCCCCGGAGCCCCGGGACCGACCUCUGCAACCGCCCCGGGCCGGGCUGGGGGCGCCCGCCAGCGGCACCCGCCGGGCCGCGCUACCCCCUCACUCGCUCCCUUCCUCCUUCCCUCCUUUUCUCAUUCGCUCCCCGCCAGGGGAAGGGGCAGCAGCAGCAGCAGCAGCAGCCCCUCGGGGCACCGGCCCAGCCAUGGCCAUCGCCGCCGUGCCCGGGGCCGAGUCCCGGCUCUGCGGGAACUGCAAAAAGGACAUUCCUGCAGUUAAUUUCCUCAUCCAUGAAAUCCACUGUCGCAGGAAUAUUGAAAUAUGUCCCUACUGCAGUGACUCCAUCCCAAAGUCUGAGAUGAAGAACCACAUUGAGUCUGAGCAUGUGCAGGUGACCUGCAAGUGUAGGAUGAAGAUUGAAAACAGUCUCCUUAAGGAUCACGAGGAGUCAGCGUGUCCCCUGCGCCCCGUGCUCUGCCAGUUCUGUGACAUCCCGCUGGCCUUCAACAAGCUCCAGGAGCACGAGAGCUACUGCGGGGCCAGGACCGAGCCCUGCGGGGACUGCGGCCGGAAUGUCCUGCUGAGGGACCUCAAGGAGCACCCCCGGGUCUGUGGGACAGAGGAGAAACCCCGAGGGAGCGGGACAGCACCAGGAUUUGGGAACGAGGAGGGAAGUCUGCGAGGUGUGAGGAACCGACUGAAACCAGAGGAUGAGCUGGAGCAGCUGGAGAGAAAUGAAAUCCCUCAUUCCCCACUUCCAGAGGAGUGGAAUGCUGAGUUAGACUACGCAUUGGCUCUCAGCCUGCAAAAUGAGAAUAAUCCUCACCCUAACACUGCAGCUGGAAUUCCCAGGGACUUCUGGGAAUAUGACUACACCAAAGAGCCCGGGUCAGCUGCCCACCUCAGUGAGACACAGCAGUCAAACACCUUCUCCUACGACUCUCCAGGGUCUUUUACCACCUCAAACUGCAGAAAAAACACGGAGACCAUCAUGUUGCCCUGUGAGUUCUGUGAGGAGCUCUGCCCUGCCGAGGAGCUGAUCCUUCACCAGACGGGGUGUAACCCAGCAAGUGCCUUUGCCUCGUUCAGUAAGAGAAGCUCUUCUCCAAAUCCAUGGGACUACGAUGGUCUGGUUGCUGUUGGCUCCAACAGCUGGAGGACUCUCCCUUCAUCCCAGCCCCAAGCUGUCCAGGCAGAUGGAAACAUCAUGAUUCCAUGUGAAUUUUGUGGCAUCCAACUGGAAGAGGAGAUUCUCUUCCAUCAUCAGCACCAGUGUGACCUGCGCCCGGCCAGCCCUGCGGCCGCUGCUCCAGCCCCGGAGAGACGGGAAUCGCCGGAGCCGGCGCGGCGACGGAGCAGGCACCAAGGAGAUGUUUCUCCUCGGCACACAGAAGGCUUUGGGCAGUCAGGGCUGGGCUGCCCUGCCCGAGGGACCAAGCUGAGGGAUGACAUGGCCAACGCCAGGAACACACCAUUGUCCUGUUCCCCGGGAGCUGCUGAUGCUCCCAACAUGCAGGGCAAGCCCAGGAAGGGGAAUGGCAGCCAGGGGAGACCAAAGGACAGAGGGACAGGUGAAGCUGCAGGGGGGACAACGCCACGAGCCAGACCUGCUCAGCACUUCCAUGGAGAAACCUUCACCUCCAGCUUCUCCAGAGCUGCUCCAGCCCAGCCAAGCCCCAGCACUGGAGGAAGGAGCCUCAGGCUGCAGGACGGGCGCAUCGGCCUCAGGCGCAGGAGCUCCAAGGCCAAAGCCCAGAGCCCAGGGGCCGGAUCCCCCGAGGAAUGAGCCACCAGUGCUGGAAGACACGGAGCUCUUGGCCCUGUUCCUGUGCUCUGCCCCACUCUAGUCAGAGCACAAGUAAAUUCCCACCUUGGAUUUAAAUUUUUAGGCAGUGACCAUUUUCUAAGUAUCUAUUUUUAAUCUGUGAGAGCAAACUUCAGGUUUUUACGUCUCCGAUUGCCCCCAGCACCCCCAAGGCAGCAAAACCUUGGCCCUACCUGGGUUCUGUGUCCGUGUGGGCUCCUUGUGCAAUCCCAGGACAGGAUUUAUGCCAGGCUGAGCUCCCAGGGUGUGUCCUGCCUUGUCCUGCUCAGGCACAGCAGGUGUCACCCAACAGGGAGCAGUUGGAUGGAUCUGCCCCACACGGAGCAGGACUGAGGGUCAGAGGUCAAAAGCUUCUCGCAUUAUCCCAGUUUUGUAAAUUCCUUGGAAUAAAGUUUAUCUGAUGCUGUCUCAAAA
Molecule: messenger RNA, 2530 nt
Organism: Pseudopipra pipra
Lineage: Eukaryota; Metazoa; Chordata; Aves; Passeriformes; Pipridae
Gene: TRAFD1
Product: TRAF-type zinc finger domain containing 1
Exons: 11
Coding region: 497-2077 (526 amino acids)
Biological process (GO): negative regulation of innate immune response
Cellular component (GO): mitochondrion
Source: RefSeq, a predicted model, not a curated record